This is a messenger RNA of Nicotiana attenuata, 2351 nucleotides long. RefSeq names its product beta-fructofuranosidase, insoluble isoenzyme CWINV3-like. Bases 130 to 1833 code for a protein of 567 amino acids. Gene Ontology annotation, molecular function: hydrolase activity, hydrolyzing O-glycosyl compounds. The record is from RefSeq and is a predicted model, not a curated record. Gene Ontology annotation, biological process: carbohydrate metabolic process. The transcript is spliced from 7 exons. NCBI's taxonomy places the organism in Eukaryota, Viridiplantae, Streptophyta, Magnoliopsida, Solanales, Solanaceae.
UAAGGUAAGUAGUCGUGGGAUAGCGGUGUGUGUGUAUAUAUAUGUAUAUAUUCUUUUAGCUAUAUACAUCAUUUGAAGUAGCAAGUUGGAAAUUAAACUUUUUGUUUCAGUUCAUUAACAGUUGGAUUCAUGGGCUGUUCUUAUGUUUUGCUUCUCUUAAGCUCCAUAAUAGUAGCUGUACUUGGUCAAUGUCAUCAUCCGUUCCUCCAGUCGUCUACAGAUAGUACUGAAAGUCAACCCUACAGAACUGCAUAUCAUUUUCAACCUCCCAAGAAUUGGAUGAACGAUCCUAAUGGACCAAUGAUUUACAAAGGAAUAUACCAUUUGUUUUACCAGUACAACCCCAGAAGUGCAGUAUGGGGAUACAUAGUGUGGGGACAUUCUACUUCAACUGAUCUAGUCAACUGGAAUUCUCACCCUCCAGCACUUUUGCCUUUAGACCCAUACGAUAUCAAUGGUUGUUGGUCAGGUUCCGCUACAAUUCUACAAGAUGGCAAACCAGCUAUACUCUAUACUGGAAUUGACUCCAACAAUAAUCAAGUUCAAAACCUAGCCGUGCCCAAAGAUCCAUCAGACCCUUAUCUUGUAGAAUGGAUUAAAUCGCCUCAUAAUCCAAUCAUGGAACCUAAUGCUGUGAACAAAAUCAAUUCUACUUUGUUUAGGGAUCCAAGCACGGCUUGGUUAGGCCCCGAUGGGCGAUGGAGAGUCAUUGUAGGAAACGGAAGAGAGCACAACGGAGCUGCUCUUUUGUACAGAAGCAAGGAUUUUGUACACUGGAUAGAAGCUGAGCACCCCCUGCAUUCGUCGAAUGAAACUGGAAUGUGGGAAUGCCCUGAUUUUUUCCCUGUAUCAAAUGACAUUGGUGAAGAUGGACUUGACACUUCAGAGAUCAAUUUUCCAGGAGUUAAGCAUGUACUCAAGACCAGCGUGUUUCGUUCUCUGGUUGAAUGUUACACUGUUGGAACGUAUGACCAUCAGAAGGAUAUAUUUAUCCCGGAUGAGGGAUCUGUAGAAAAUGAAUCAGGAUUAAGAUUAGAUUAUGGAAAGUACUAUGCUUCCAAGUCUUUCUUUGACAGUGACAAGAACAGGAGGAUCUUGCUUUCUUGGGUCAACGAGUCUACAAGUUCCGAUAUUGAUAUCAUCAAAGGAUGGUCUGGUCUUCAGGCGUUUCCCAGGAGAAUUUGGCUUGAUAAAUCUGGAAAGCAAUUGAUCCAAUGGCCAGUAAAAGAAAUCGAAAAGCUAAGGACAAAACAAGUUAAGAUACCAACUACAACACUAAAAGCAGGUUCAGUGCUUGAAGUUUUAGGUGUCACCGGUGCACAGGCGGAUGUAGAAAUUUUCUUCUCAAUCCCAAUGCUUGAGAAAGCAGAGGUGCUUGAAUCAAGUUGGACUAAUCCACAAGAGUUAUGCAGCCAAAGAGGUGCAUCAGACAACAGUGGUGUAGGCCCUUUUGGUUUGCUAGUCUUGGCCUCAAGUGACAUUCAGGAAUUUACUGCAGUUUUCUUUAUAAUUUUCCAACACAACAACAAGUUUAAGGUCCUAAUUUGCAGUGACCAGAAAAAGUCGUCGUUGGGUCUUGAUUAUGACAAAACCACGUAUGGAGCCUUUUUGGAUGUUGAUCCUGUUAAGCAAAAUAUUUCACUGAGGACUUUGAUAGAUCAUUCCAUAGUAGAAAGCUUUGGCGGAGGGGGAAAAACUUGCAUCACAGCUAGAGUUUACCCUACUUUGGCCAUCAACGACAAUGCACAUAUGUUUGUUUUCAACAAUGGAUCACAACAUGUCGAGAUCUCCAAUCUGAGUGCUUGGAGUCUGGAGCAAGCUCAGAUCAACUGAAGCAGAGGAUUGAUCAGGUCACCAUUGACAAUAAUUGAUUAAAGCUUGACUUUAUCAAGCCCUUUCUGUCCUUUUCUCUUUUUACUAUAAUUCUCUUUGUUUUGGUGGGAUGUCACCACACUGCAGAGUUCUCAUAUGCUUGAAGAGUAAGACGCCACAAGAUAAUUAGUUUCAUGACAUUUGAAAUUGAAAUCAUACAAAAUACGGAGGAAGGAAUAAUUAUCUAAAAGAACAGAAAAAACUACUUAAGCAAUAUAGAGGCAAUGAAAGUCUGUGCCACCAUCUAAAUAUUGAAGCAACGGAAUGGUUCAAUCUAUGCUUCUCAUCUGUGCAUUGAUUCACAGAGCCACAGAGAUGAGAUGUUGUCAUGGAAAAAUCCAAUAAUUGAGAAAAAUUUACAUUGCUUCUACUAAAGAUUAAAGUAGCACUGUUGUAAUCACAUUUGAUUAACAUGUCCCUGUGAAGUAGCACUGUUAUAAUUACCUUCAGCUGUAGCUUCAACAUUAUUUUGUACAACA